CCCCACAGGCCCCCACCGCCGCCCGGGCGAGCGUCCCGGGCGGGGCGCCGGUCACAUGCCACGGUCGCGGGCCUCGUGGAGCGGUGUGGGGCGAGGGGGGGCAGGGAGCUUCCUCGUGACUCAGGCCUUUGGGCUUAAAGGCACCGCGGCCCUCCGGGGGCGGCCGCUGGGGCCUCGGAGCUGCGCCUGCAGACUCCCGGUGGCCUCGAACGUAUGUCCAGACGGGAGCUGGCCGCGCGGCAGGCAGCCCGGGCGUCCUCAACACUUCCUCUUCCCGCAGCCGUCGCACGUGAGAGCGAGAGCCGAGGCGGCCGGCAACGCUGGCGGCUCACGUCUCUCCAGAGUCGCCCCGGGGACCCGCAGGAGAGGGCGGCGCGGAGGGCGGUGGAACCCCUGCAGCCUGGGUCCGCGCUCGGGGACGCGCGCCACGACGGCGCCGCCGCCGCGGCUCCUUUAAAGCCGAGGACUCGGGCCCCUCGUGCUGGCCGCGCGCUUUCCGAGCCCGGGGAAGUCACGUGGCUUCACACGUUCGAUUGCGCCCGGAGCCCGAGCCCCGAGGGUGGAGCGGGCCAGGAAGAAGAAACAGGAAGGAUAAAAGAUUGCUGGGACAACCAGGAAGUUCCUGCACUGUCUACAUGUAGCAAUGCCAAUAUCUUUCGAAGAAUAAAUGCCAUUUUGGAUGAUUCACUGGACUUCAGUAAAGUCUGCACAACACCCAUAAAUCGAGGAAUUCAUGAUCAUUUGCCAGACUUCCAGGACUCUGAAGAAACAGUUUCAAGCAGGAUGCUUUUCCCCACCUCUGUGCAGCAAGAGUCUCCCCGUGGCCUCCCAGAUGCAAAUGGCUUGUGCCUUGGCCUGCAAUCACUCAGUCUGACUGGCUGGGACCGACCCUGGAGCACUCAGGACUCAGACUCCUCAGCCCAGAGCAGCACGCAGUCGGUAUUAAGCAUGCUCCAAAAUCCACUGGGAAAUGUCCUAGGAAAAACCCCCUUGAGCUUCCUGUCUCUGGAUCCCCUUGGGUCUGACUUGGACAAGUUCCCAGCACCCUCAGUUAGAGGAUCUCGCCUGGACACCCGGCCCAUCCUGGACUCCCGUUCUAGCAGCCCCUCUGACUCAGACACGAGUGGCUUCAGCUCUGGAUCAGAUCAUCUCUCAGAUUUGAUUUCAAGCCUCCGCAUUUCCCCUCCUCUGCCCUUCCUUUCUAUGACGGGAAAUGGUCCCAGAGACCCUCUAAAGAUGGGAGUUGGGUCCCGAAUGGACCAAGAACAAGCUGCUCUUGCUGCUGUUACUCCCUCUCCAACCAGUGCUUCAAAGAGAUGGCCGGGAGCUUCUGUGUGGCCAUCCUGGGACCUUCUUGAAGCUCCUAAAGACCCUUUCAGCAUAGAGAGAGAAGCUAGACUACACCGGCAGGCUGCAGCUGUGAAUGAAGCUACCUGUACUUGGAGUGGCCAGCUUCCUCCCCGAAACUACAAGAACCCCAUCUAUUCAUGCAAGGUGUUCCUAGGAGGUGUUCCUUGGGAUAUUACAGAAGCUGGAUUGGUUAACACCUUCCGUGUUUUUGGCUCUCUGAGUGUGGAGUGGCCUGGUAAGGAUGGCAAGCACCCCCGGUGUCCUCCCAAAGGGUAUGUGUAUUUGGUGUUUGAGCUAGAGAAGUCUGUCCGGGCCUUGCUUCAGGCUUGUUCUCAUGACCCAAUGAGCCCAGAUGGCCUGAGUGAAUAUUAUUUCAAGAUGUCUAGCCGAAGGAUGCGCUGCAAAGAGGUGCAGGUAAUCCCCUGGGUCUUGGCUGACAGCAACUUUGUCUGGAGCCCAUCUCAGAGGCUGGAUCCCAGCAGAACGGUGUUUGUUGGUGCCUUGCACGGGAUGCUCAAUGCUGAAGCUCUGGCUGCCAUCUUGAAUGACCUAUUUGGUGGAGUGGUGUAUGCUGGGAUUGACACAGAUAAGCACAAGUACCCCAUUGGAUCUGGCCGUGUGACUUUCAAUAACCAACGUAGUUACCUGAAAGCAGUCAGCGCUGCUUUUGUGGAAAUCAAAACCACCAAGUUUACCAAGAAGGUUCAGAUUGACCCCUAUCUGGAAGAUUCUCUGUGUCUUAUCUGCAGUUCACAGCCUGGCCCUUUCUUCUGUCGAGAUCAGGUCUGCUUUAAGUAUUUUUGCCGAAGCUGCUGGCACUGGCGACACAGCAUGGAAGGUCUGCGCCACCACAGCCCCCUGAUGAGGAACCAGAAAAACUGAGAUUCCAGUUAGAGAAGCUGGCCUUGCCCAGUGGCCUGUAUUGCCCAAGGCUGGCAAGACAGGCCUAUGCCCUGCGCUGGCGCCCAAGGAGCUAGCUUUCUGCAGACAAGGGAAAAUUGUAGUCACCUUUGUACUUGCUAAAUCUGUCUUUGUUUCUGCACUAAUUAAUGCACAAUGAGUUUUGUCAGAUUUUGUUUUCAGGGGGUGUGCUAGAGCAAGGACCCUCAGGCUCACCCUCAAGCAAAUGUAGUUUUCCCAGAUUCUAGUUCCUCAUUUUGCAAAUGAAAAGAAAAAACAACAAACUAUGUGUCCAGAAGGUAUUGACACAGAUGCCUACACUUAAGUUUAUUAAAGCGCUUUUUACAUUCCUUGCAAUACUGACAGUGGUGAUGCGCAGGUCUCAUUGGUUCAUUCUUGCAGUUGCCAUACAGUGCCUUUCCAUUUAUUUAACCCCCACCUGAACGGCAUAAAUUGAGUGUUCAGCUGGUGUUUUUUACUGUAAACAAACAAGGAGACUUUGCUCUUCAUUUAAACCAAAUCAUAUUUCAUAGUUUACGCUGGAGGGUUUUUACUGGUUCCUUUUUACACUCCUUAAAACAGUUUUUAAGUCAUUUCGAACAAUAGAUUUUUUUUUUUUUCUGGCAGCUUUUAACAUUAUAGCAAAUUUGUGUCUGGGGGACUGCUGGUCACAGUUGCAAAUCAAAGUAUUUGUAACCAAGGGAAAUUAUUUUAUUUAAAACUGGACUGGAGAGGGUAAAUUAGGUCUGAGCAGCUGCUGUAUAUAGUUUUAAAUGGUUUGUUGCACCUUCUUACGUUGCACUUACGUGGCGGGGGAGGGUUGAUAGAAGUUUUUAAUCACAGUCACAGGACUUUUUUCUUUUGUAACUGAGCUUAAAAAUUAAAAAAAAAAAAAAAAAAGGGCUGCUUUUUGGUGGGGGCAGGUGAAGGCUCACAGGAGCCCUUUCUCUUAGAGGGGCAAGUACCCUUCCUUGCAUCUUUUAUUUGAAGAAUGUAUGAAUCAACAGAGUUGACAAAAAAUACUACUGGAAUUUGGAAACUUGACUUUUUCUUUUUAAUUUAAUUACUACUUGCCCCUCUGAAGGAAGCUGUGUGCCAAAGAUCCAGUGUCAUACCCCUCCUCCCUCCUGCUGAGCUGACGUUUCAUUGUUGCAUAUCCCGGCUACUCUGUGGGUUUUGUGAAGCUGUGUGUGAAGUCUCUACCUCAUUGUUGUAUAUGCAGGCAAGACUGCACUCUCCUACAGAUGUGUGGAGUAAGCUGUGGUGUACUUUUUUUGGCACAUAAUAAACACGUUGCAGCAGAA
Phodopus roborovskii (desert hamster) is the source of this 3554-nucleotide messenger RNA. RefSeq names its product cytoplasmic polyadenylation element binding protein 1 (gene Cpeb1). Gene Ontology annotation, biological process: negative regulation of cytoplasmic translation. The transcript is spliced from 12 exons. The coding region runs from base 214 to 2232 and encodes 672 amino acids. Gene Ontology annotation, cellular component: nucleus; synapse; neuron projection. The record is from RefSeq and is a predicted model, not a curated record. NCBI's taxonomy places the organism in Eukaryota, Metazoa, Chordata, Mammalia, Rodentia, Cricetidae. Gene Ontology annotation, molecular function: translation factor activity, RNA binding; mRNA regulatory element binding translation repressor activity; mRNA 3'-UTR binding.